This is a messenger RNA of Ostrea edulis (European flat oyster), 3674 nucleotides long. Its product is annotated as nephrin-like. The transcript is spliced from 18 exons. The record is from RefSeq and is a predicted model, not a curated record. Gene Ontology annotation, biological process: cell-cell adhesion. Lineage: Eukaryota; Metazoa; Mollusca; Bivalvia; Ostreida; Ostreidae. Gene Ontology annotation, molecular function: cell adhesion molecule binding. The coding region runs from base 1 to 3105 and encodes 1034 amino acids. Gene Ontology annotation, cellular component: cell-cell junction.
AUGAGAAUACACCCGGAAGAAGAUAAAAAAAGAAUUUUUAAAAACAAAAUGCACAGAUUAUCGUUGUGUAAAUGUUUACUUUUACUUACUCCUGUUUUCUCGGGAUGCUAUGCUAUAUCAGGAAUGGAUUACCAAAGAUACAACUUCUCAAGUAUCAUAUUAAAUCUGAUCUGGGUCUUGGUAACACAAAGCCAAAAUAUAUAUGGUUCCAUAACUCUGACUGUCUCUCCGUCCAGUGAUGUGGAAUUGAAUCAGACUGUGACAUUACAGUGUUCCUUUGAGUCGAAUCCAAUCGCUGCAUUAUUUUACUCCAGUAGAAAUCCAACAUCCUCAUUCUGUGCUCUGGAAUCUUCAGGAGGAGUGUGUAAACAGUCUGUAUGUUCCAGUAAUUACAUCACAUCCUGUCCUGAUGACACAACAUACAGUGUCCAGUAUCCCGUUCCUCAGAGCUGGAAUGGAGCAACUGUUUUCUGUACAGGUUUAUUAACAGGAAAUGAAAGGAGUACUAACAUCACUUUUUCUGUUACUGUGCUGGUUACCUCAGUGACCUUGACUCCUUCCCAGAUAACAGUGGAUGUCAGUAAACAGACAACUCUGACAUGUCAGACAGAUUACUGUAACCCAGCAGCCAUUAUCACGUGGUACAAGUCAUCCACCGUCAUCAGCAGUCAGGUCACGUCUACAACAGACUCCAACAGUGACGGUUUCCACAGAACGACCUCCAUACUGACCUAUACAGGUGUGGCAGUGGACAACGGUCAACAGGUGUACUGUAGAGCCAGCAACAGACAAGGACAACAGGUGGAAUCAAACAGAGGUCUACUGAAUGUCAAACAUCCCCCGUCCUCUGACCCCGUCAUCACAGCCUCCCCUCCAGGAUUACAGUACGACAGUGGAACACGUGUCAAUCUGACUUGUCAACUGUCAGGAGGAAAUCCUAUAGCCACGUUGUCUUGGAGAUGUAAAGGAGUGGACAUGACAGGAAUCAAUCAGAGUAACUCUUACACAGCUGUUUCUGUGUUGUCAUUGGUGAUGGACAGUUCCUAUAACAACAGACAGUGUACCUGUACAGCCAAUCAUCGACUCCUAAGUACCCCAAAGUCAACUAGUGUGACUUUAGUGGUUAAUGUGUUGGUUACCUCAGUGACCUUGACCCCUGUCCAUAUAACAGUGGAUGUCAGUAAACAAUUAACUCUGACGUGUCGGACGGAUUACUGUAACCCAGCAGCCAACAUCACGUGGUACAAGUCAUCAACCGUCAUCAGUAGUCAGAUCACGUCUAAAGCGACUAUAACGGACUCCUACAGUAAUGGCCUCCACAGAACGACUUCGGUACUGACCUGUAUAGGUGUGGUAGGGGACAACGGUCAACAGGUGUACUGUAGAGCCAGCAACAUACAAGGACAACAAGUGGAAUCAAACCGAGGUCUACUGAAUAUCAGAUAUCCUCCAUCCACUGACCCCGUCAUCACAGUCUCCCCUCCAGGAUUACAAUACGACAAUGGAACACGUGUCAGCCUGACCUGUCAACUGUCAGGAGGAAAUCCUAUAGUCACGUUAUCAUGGAGAUGUAAAGGAGUGGGCAUGACAGAAACCAAUCAGAGUAACUCUACCACAGCUGUUUCUGUGUUGUCAUUGGUGCUGGAUAGUUCCUAUAACAACAGACAGUGCACCUGUACAGCCAAUCAUCGACUCCUAACCAGCACCAAAUCAGACAGUGUCUUAUUGACUGUGUUCUAUAACAAUGUCAUAACAUCAAACUUGAAUGCAGAAUAUGUCAUCAGUGAACAUGGACGACUUCAGAUACAUUGUGAUGUGGUUGGAAAUCCGUUAUCUACCAUCACGUGGUUGUUUGUUCAAAACAACACUGUUGUAAAGAAUGAAUCUAAUGUAAGCAGUAGCUCACUGGACAUUACAUCAGCAAACUGCCUAGAUCACGGGAGUUACAAAGUUACAGCUGAAAAUGGAAAGGGCCCGGCUGCUGUCAGAACAUAUCGUGUGGCGGUUAGAUGUAAACCCCGACUUUAUGAAAUAGAUUCCCAAACUUCAGAGAAAUUAGGCAUAGGAAAUAAUGAGUCUCUUCAAAUUUUCGUGAAAUUUUUGUUGUAUCCACCAGGAACUCAGACACAAUGGAAAUUCACAGGAAAAAACAAUCAGAGUAAUGUCAUUGAGAAUAAUAAAGAUGGCUACAGAGUAACAGAUACCAAGGGAGAAAUUAAACAAAACGUCACUCUCUACAAAAGUAGUGUUAAUGUAGAGGAAUUUGGAAGUUACACCAUAACGGUUCAGAAUGAUGUUGGUACCUUCUCUAGGAUUUAUCAUGUGGAUUCAGCAAGACGACCCUCAUUACCUGCUAAUGUUACGCUGAUCUGUGACAAUCCAUCACACGUGGAAUUAUCGUGGAUUUCUAACUUUAAUGGUGGAGAUAGUCAGACUUUUAAGAUUUCCUAUUCCACUGCUGGGGAAUCAUCCUAUAAAGAUCUAGAGAUCAUCAGUGACAAGGGAUAUGGUAUACUCCACAGUUACACUCCCAGCAUUGAGCUACAGGGGGCAGUGUGGUUUACUGUUACUGCCUCCAACUUGUUUGGAAAAUCCACAUCAGAUGCUGUCAAUUGUAUCAUUAUAAAAAUAGAAGAGAAGGCCAGCCAUCAGACAGAGACGGUUGUCGGCAGUGUUGUCAGCAGUGUGGCGUUCAUCGUCGCUGUUACAGUCCUUGUGAUUUUCCUCCGAAGGCGUUAUACCUGUAGCUGCACCUGUAAAAUAAAAAUGAAGAUAGAGCGCAUACACGAAAAUGUAAAAGCGACUGACCUAUCUAAAGAUGAAUCUCAAAACUCUUUGGCAGAGCAAAAUGUACUGGGAGAAAGAAGUGUGUAUGAAGAAUUAAAAGAGCGGGAAACUGGAAACCAGUACCAGGAACUCUCCACUAAAGAAAAAGAAGAAAGUAAAACGGAAACAUACGAGAGCAUACAACGAGUCAGUGGUGACAGUAAAUACGAAGAACUUUCAACGGUUUCUAAGAAACAAGAUCAGGGAGACCAGACUUACUACAACUCACAGACGGUAACGCCCACUGAUGUGUACGUCAACACCUCAUUUCAGAACUAGUCAAAUGAGGUAACGCCUACUGAUGUGUACGUCAACACCUCAUUUCAGAACUAGUCAAAGGAAGCCCAAGCUACUUUUCCAUAUAAAAUAUUAGACAAGAUGAUUUCAAAACUGAGAGAAGCGGUGUGUUUUGUUUUACAAUGCUUGAUAAACCUAAGAGAUAGAACUAAACUUGUGACCAUGUAUGAAAUAUACAAUAAUUUAGUUUCCAUGUAUCUACAGAAUAUUGUACCUGAUAUUAGAAGUACUGGAUAUUGCACCUGAAAAUCUUCAAAUUAUUCAUUACCAAAAUGUUGUGUGGAAUUAUUCAGCACACUCUUUUAUUCCAGAUGCUGUCAGAAUUUGGAAUACUCUUAGUGUUAAUACAAGGGAAAGAACUUCUAUUAAAACUCUUUAAAGAUGAUAGAUAAAGUUGGAAAACUACCGACAUACUUUUCUUAUGGGAAAAGAUUUUCGAAUGGAAUUCACACAGGGUGAAGGCAUAUUUAUAUUUUAAUCUGAUUUAUUACUUUGAAACCCAAUAUACUAUCUAAAUUGUUCGUGUGGAUUAUUAGAACAUGUUUACCAUU